UAAUUCAAAACAACAUGGCAGCCUUCUUCAAGAGUCGGCACCGUUGGAAAAGGACUAGUUGUUUUAGUAUUCUAACAAGAAAUCUGACAGGGAAAUAUGAUUAUGACUUGGUCGUUAUUGGAGGAGGCUCAGGCGGUCUGGCGUGUUCCAAGGAAGCGGCCCAGUUGGGGCAGAAGGUUGCUGUGUUAGAUUAUGUGGAGCCAUCUGCUAAAGGUACCAAGUGGGGUCUUGGUGGGACGUGUGUUAACGUUGGCUGCAUCCCCAAGAAGCUCAUGCACCAGGCUGCACUGCUUGGCACCGCGGUUAAAGAUGCCAGAAAGUAUGGCUGGAAGAUCAAGGAUCCAGUGUCCCACGAUUGGGAAACCAUGGCAGAGGCGGUCCAGAACCACGUCAGGUCUCUCAACUGGGGCCACCGGGUCCAGCUCCAGGACAAGAAGGUGAAGUACCUAAAUUUGAUGGGAAGCCUGCUAGAUGAACACACAGUCAGAGGGAUGACCAAAUCUGGGAAGGAGUCCUUCUUGACUGCCAAGAACAUUGUGAUUGCCACCGGAGGGCGUCCCAAAUACCCCACACACAUCCCAGGAGCCAUGGAGCAUGGCAUUACCAGUGAUGACAUCUUUUGGCUGAAAGAGGCACCUGGAAAGACACUCGUGGUCGGAGCCAGUUAUGUGGCUCUAGAGUGUGCAGGGUUCCUGACGGGCAUCGGCCAGGACACCAAAGUCAUGGUGCGCAGCAUUGCCCUCCGUGGGUUUGAUCAGCAAAUGGCGGGGCUGGUGACGGACCACAUGCAGGCGUAUGGGACCAGGUUCGCCUGGGGCUGCGUUCCCCAGAGGGUGGACAAGCUGCCCUCAGGGGCGCUGCAGGUGACCUGGGCCGACACGCGGACGGGCAAGGAGGAGACGGACUCCUUUGACUCGGUGCUGUGGGCCGUGGGCCGAGCACCAGAGACCAAGGCACUGGGCCUGGACAAGGUGGGGGUGGAGGUCAACCGGGAGACGGGGAAGAUUGUGGUGGGAGCUGAUGAAUCCACCUCUGUGUCCAACAUCUACGCCUUCGGAGACAUUGGCGAGGGUCGGCCUGAAUUGACUCCGACAGCAGUUAAAGCGGGCAGACUGCUUGCCCGCAGGCUAGCUGGCCAAAGCACCCAGCUCAUGGACUAUGUCAAUGUGGCGACCACCGUGUUUACUCCUCUGGAGUACAGCUGUGUGGGUCUGUCUGAGGAGGAAGCUGUGGGCAGACACGGGCAGGACGCCAUUGAGGUCUACCAUGCGUUCUACAAGCCUCUGGAGUUCACGGUUGCAGAGAGAGAUGCCAGCCAGUGUUACAUCAAGGUGGUGUGUGAGCGGGGAGGAGAGCAGAGGAUUCUGGGACUGCACUACACAGGUCCCAACGCUGGAGAGGUGAUGCAGGGCUUCUCAUUGGCCCUACGGUGUGGCGCCACCCUCUCCCACCUUAAGGAGACGGUAGGGAUCCACCCGACCUGUGCCGAGGAGCUGACCAAGGUCAGCAUCACCAAGCGCUCCGGCCUGGACGCCACCGUCACCGGCUGCUGAGGUUAAGCUCCCCUGGUCCCUGAACACCACCGAGCACACGGGGUCCCCCACUCUAGAGCAAGGGUUUAGGACGAAUGGUUGUUGGUGAUGCAGGCUGCAUGCCUGCAGUCUCUCUCUCUCUCUCUCUCUCUCUUGGCAGGGUUCAUGGUGGUAGCCUCUCAAAAGGAGAUAACCUGUAGGCUCUGGGUUAAGUAAAUCCCUCAUUUUCUAGCUCGCUCACCUCCACUCGCUCGCCCGAGAGUUCUCGUAUGAAUCUUUCAUCCAGGUCACCAGAAUGGCCUCCUCUAGUGUCCAGGAUUUUCUUCACAUAUGUCUCCCCCUCCAACGUGUAGUACGGCCUGGUCCUCAUCUUCAGCGGGGUUCGGUGGCUGAUUUCGGCGAAGUCUGGGCGCUUCGUCGAUGAGGAAGCCCAGGUUAGUGCCGGGGAGGCCGUCACGUGAACGCAACAGAAUGAUUAUCCUAAUUCCAUGCCCCCCGUGCGAGUUUGCGUACGCUCUCGCUCUGAAGGCAAAGUGUUAUGGAUCCCCCAGUUAGCAAAGGCCCGACUGCAGAGCGGGAGCCCGUUAGAUAAACAGCCUCAUAAAUCAGGAUUAUGGGCCCCUCCUUCCAGACUGCUUGUUUUUCCUAUUAUGAUCGUUUUUUUUUCCGUCUUAACAAGAACUGUGGAGAUACCUUGGGUUUUUGUUUCCUUUCGCGCAUUUUUCUUUAUUUUCUGAAUAUAUAUAUCUAUAUAUAUAUAGAUAUAUAUAUUACGUAAAUAUUGUCUUUUCUCUGUCUGUACUUCGUGUCCAUUAGUCUUGAAGGUGACACAUGCCUUGCUACCC
This is a messenger RNA of Gadus chalcogrammus (walleye pollock), 2377 nucleotides long. RefSeq names its product thioredoxin reductase 2, tandem duplicate 2 (gene txnrd2.2). Gene Ontology annotation, molecular function: glutathione-disulfide reductase (NADPH) activity; flavin adenine dinucleotide binding; thioredoxin-disulfide reductase (NADPH) activity. Lineage: Eukaryota; Metazoa; Chordata; Actinopteri; Gadiformes; Gadidae. The coding region runs from base 15 to 1553 and encodes 512 amino acids. The transcript is spliced from 17 exons. The record is from RefSeq and is a predicted model, not a curated record. Gene Ontology annotation, biological process: cellular response to oxidative stress; cell redox homeostasis; glutathione metabolic process. Gene Ontology annotation, cellular component: mitochondrion; cytosol.